This is a messenger RNA of Syngnathoides biaculeatus (alligator pipefish), 384 nucleotides long. RefSeq lists its product as uncharacterized. NCBI's taxonomy places the organism in Eukaryota, Metazoa, Chordata, Actinopteri, Syngnathiformes, Syngnathidae. Bases 1 to 384 code for a protein of 127 amino acids. The record is from RefSeq and is a predicted model, not a curated record. The transcript has a single exon.
AUGGAAAAGUGCGAGUUUCACCAAUCUUCCAUCACAUUCCUGGGAUUCAUCUUGGCCGAGGGACAGAGUCGCAUGAAUCCCAGUAAGGUCGACUCUGUCCUCCAAUGGCCCACUCUCAUCAAUCACAUGGAGGUGCAGAGAUUCAUCAGAUUCGCUAACUUCUACCGCAAGUUCAUCAGGAAUUUCAAUUCCAUAACUGCCCCGUUGCAUGCCCUCACUUCAUCCCGCAAUUCAUUCGACUGGGAUGUGACCUGCCAGGAGGGCUUUGAUAGACUUAGGUCGAGUUUCACCACAGCUCCAGUCCUCAUCAUGCCAGAUCCAGAGAGACAGUUUUUGGUGGAAGGGGAUGCAUCGGACUCGGGAAUGGGAGCAAUACUCUCCUAG